CUCGCGGGGCCGCCGCCAGCCCUGCCGGCCGCCUCCCCGAGCCUCCCGGGGGCGCCGAGCCUGCCCCCCGCGGCCCACAGACAGCUCCGCAGGAACCGGCGGGCGCGCCGCGCUUCCCACCGCCGCCGCGCGCGCGCCUCCUGGACCCUGCUGGCCUCACCUGCAGUCUGUACUCAGUUCAAGGGCUCCAAAGGUCACGGGCACGAUGCUUUGGGUCCUGGUGGGGGCUCUCCUCCCCGCCAUGCUGCUGGCUGCUCCACCGCCCAUCAACAAGCUGGCACUGUUCCCGGAUAAGAGCGCCUGGUGCGAGGCCAAGAACAUCACCCAGAUCGUGGGCCACAGCGGCUGUGAGGCCAAGUCCAUCCAGAACAGGGCGUGCCUGGGACAGUGCUUCAGCUACAGCGUUCCCAAUACCUUCCCGCAGUCUACAGAGUCCCUGGUGCACUGCGACUCGUGCAUGCCGGCCCAGUCCAUGUGGGAGAUCGUGACCUUGGAGUGCCCUGGCCAUGAGGAGGUGCCCAGGGUGGACAAGCUGGUGGAAAAGAUCCUGCACUGCAGCUGCCAGGCAUGCGGCAAGGAGCCCAGUCACGAGGGGCUGAGCGUCUAUGUGCAGGGCGAGGAUGCGCAGGGCUCCCAGCCCGGCCUCCACUCCCACCCGCACCCUGGCGGGCAGCCCCCCGAGCCCGAGGAUCCCCCUGGGGCCCCAGAGGAAGAGGGGGCUGAGGACUGAGGCCCCCGACUCUUCCUCCCCUCUCGUUCCCUGUGGAAUGUGGGGUCUCACCCUCCCGGGGAAGAGUUGGGGGAGAGGCUGAAGCCCCCCUUUGGCACUGGAUGGACUUGGAUUCAGACUUGGACUUGGAAUGCUUCCCGGUUGCCACGGAGAUCUGAAGGGGGUGGGACUGGCGCCAAGCUGCACAAUUUAAUAUAUUCACGAGUUGGGGGGAAGAAGCAGAGGUGUUCAGGGUUCUUUAUCGGAGGGGGGUUCUCUUCUUUUCUGCCUCCUAGACAUGUGCCCUGGGGAGGGGGAUAGUUGGCUAAGCUGCUGAGUUGGGGUGAGGCCGUCCAAGACGCGCCAAGGCCCGCACGGCCCCUCGGUGGGGCCGGGCCCUGAGCUGGGGUUGGGCGCCUUGCCCGUGGCAGCCCUGAGGCAGGGCUAGGAAGACCACUGGCAGAAAGAAGCAGGACGCUCCAGCCCCACCGGCUUCCCCAAAGGCCUCGCACCCCCGUCCCCAGGGCAGCUUCUCCCCGGUGGCCCUCCCUCAGUGGCAUGGUUGGGAGUCAGGCCUGGGCAGGACCCUGCUGCCUCCCGGCCCUGGAGCUGGGAGCCAGGCUCCCUGCCUGCCUUGGCUUUCGGGGGGGCGGGGAGGAAGGCAGGGGAGGAGGAGCCUUGCUGGGCCAGGGGGAGGGGAUGACGCCCUCGACCAGAGGGCAUCCUUCUCUCCUCGCCCUCUCCCAGAUCUUAGUGCCUCUCCCUGCCCCCCAGGUUCUAGGCCCCUCAAAGCUGAUAGAGCCAGCCUCACCCUCUUGGGAAGCUCUUUCUGAAUAUCGGAUGCUGGGGAGGGGUCUCCCUUCCCCGGAGGUUCCCAGGGGGGACCUGGGUGGGAUGGAUUCUGGAUGAGCCUCAAGGAACGGGGAAGAGGAGGGGUGAGGGCGCGUGGGGCGGCUGUGUUCACUGUGGCUCUGCAGCUGCCUAGUCCCCUCCCCCCACUCCUCGCAGCCGCACUUUAGCCCUAGAGGGGGUGCGGGGCCCCGGGGUGGGGGGCUGGGCAGGCGGGCAGGGAAGAACGCCCCUCCGUACCCGCAGCUGCCUGCGUCUGCUCUUCUGUCCCAGGGCUGCUGCCAGCCCCACCAGCCCCCUGCCUGGGGGUGCCCCGGCCCUCACGGCUAUUCCGACAAGAGCUCUGGAGCUUGUAACCAGUAGGAUGGACCCCGAGUUUUCUCAUGAAUAAAUUCGUUCAACACC
This is a messenger RNA of Lagenorhynchus albirostris (white-beaked dolphin), 1963 nucleotides long. It is a transcript of the gene NBL1, whose product is annotated as NBL1, DAN family BMP antagonist. The transcript has 4 exons. Bases 206 to 730 code for a protein of 174 amino acids. Lineage: Eukaryota; Metazoa; Chordata; Mammalia; Artiodactyla; Delphinidae. Gene Ontology annotation, biological process: animal organ morphogenesis. Gene Ontology annotation, molecular function: receptor ligand activity; BMP binding. The record is from RefSeq and is a predicted model, not a curated record.